GUCUGGGCAAGGUCCUGUGUCUUUCCCAUUAGGGUGUUUAAUUCCAUGUUGGUGCAGUUGCCUGCAUUUGAAUGAGUGUGCCCCUAUGGCCGGACAUUGGCAUCUGUACAGUUGUGUGACCAGUAAUAGGUGGUGUGACUGCAAAAGGUUGUAGAUUUUGUAUGGUCCUUUGUGUGGCUGUGGCUGUGGCUGUGUCUAAUGUUAGCUGUGUGAAGAACUACAUCAUUGUGUGUUUGUAAAGGGCUGUAAGCCACUGGGUUAUAUACCUUUGUGUCUGAGGCUGCAUCUAUGUUUGACAGGAUUGUGUGACUGCAUCUUCUAUAGUUUUGUGACCACAUAUCCCAGAAUGCCCUUGUGUCUGUUUAGUUGUAGCUAAACCACGCCACUAUAAUUGUCUGAUUGUAUGUGAUUGGGUAAUUCCGUGUGCUUAUGAAUUCUAUGUCUAAGGGAUUAUGUGACUACAACAUUGUGUAACUAAACAGCACAUGGUUGUAUCUUCCUGACUACAAGGUUUAUGGGAUGCACAGACAAGUAUAUGGCAGGGUCUACAUGGUCAGUGUGGCUGAGGUGACCAGGAAUUUGUGGCAUUAUGUAACUGCAUGUUACAUAUGUCACAUAUGUAAAUGUAUGUGUGAACUAUAUGUCUCUGAUGUGUGCUCACGUUGCCCACCCCGGGACCCCAGGGCACCACAGUGGAGGUCCUGGUGCAGCACCUUGGAUCCUGGCCCCUUGUGGGACAGAAAUCAGGCAGUAGCAGGACCAGGGCCAGUGUUGGAGUGGGUCUCCAGCAAGCCGGGUGCUUCCUGUGUUCCAAUCCAAUGGUUUCAUCCCAUCCAGGUGAGGCGGCCGACUUCUCCCCAGACCCAGCUGUAGUGGCACCAGCUUCAGCCUCCACACAGCCACUCCCCGCAGUGCUCCCUGGGAGCACGCAGUAGGCAGUGGAGGCUGAUGAGCAGGGGCCCCUCCUGCCGUGGGGCUCAGACCCUGAAAGUUCAUAACCCAGGCAAUUUCAAGGCAAGCUAACGUGAAGCCCCAGCGUCUAGCCCUGCCACUCACCAGGGACAGAGCUUUGGCUGUGCUGGGCCCCCACCUGAUAGCAGCCUCCACCGUCUGGGGUGUCUGAUAAUGCUUGGCCUGGCAGGGAGCUUGUGCCAAGUCCCGCCAUCAGCACGGCUGUUUCUGUUUUGGGGGAGGGGGAGAGGGAGGGGUGUGCAGGGCCCCAGUUGAGGGAGAGGGGGAUCUGGAAGCCCCUUCCCAGAACCCCCAUUCCGCCUGUCACCCCCUCUCCAGGUAGGUAAAUGAGAGGCCUCCAAGUCUUUCCUUCUUUGGGGGAGCCAGUACUUCAUUUUAUGUAACACUCGAACCCCCAAACCUCUGGACCCCUAGUCCCUGAACAUCUGACUGAGCUUUGGCUGCAGGGUCAGUCUCUAAGGCGCUGUGCCAAACAGGCCAAGGCAAGUUCUGUUCCCCAGAAAUGGUGACACCCCCCGCCUUGCCUGACCCUUAUCAGGGGUUGCAGCCAAUCAGCUGAGAGCAGAGAGGAGCCUUCCAAGGGGCCAUCAGAGCCUCAGAGCCCACGAGGCCACAAGGGAGAGGAGACCUGAGGCCCUUGGGUGGGCACCAGCCAGCCAUGGCCACAGCUGACACCACCUUGCCUUCCAUCAGUACGCUGACUGCCCUCGGCCCCUUUCCAGACACACAGGAAGACCUCCUCAAGUGGUGGCGCUUUGAGGACGUGCAGGACUUGGGCCCAGGUCCCCCGGACCAGACUCGGCCGCUCCUCCACGUGAGGCCCAAGUUGGAGGACGCGCCUGGGGAGAGAGAAGACGACGAGAGGGAUCCGGCCACUGCCUGGGACCUGGAUCUCUUCUUCACCAACCUGUCGGGCACAGAGAGCCAGGGGCGGCGGGGUGGGAGGCGGGUGGAGGCAGAGAGAGCGCCUGGAAAAUCUGAGCUACGUUUCAGGGAACUGACGGGGGAGAAGCCAUACGCCUGCACGUGGGACGGCUGCGGCUGGCGGUUCGCGCGCUCAGACGAGCUGACCCGCCACUACAGGAAACAUACGGGACAGCGCCCCUUCCGCUGCCAGCUCUGCCCUCGGGCUUUUUCUCGCUCGGAUCACCUGGCCUUGCACAUGAAGCGUCACAUUUGAGCCACCACCACCACCACCCCCGGCACUUGGACCUUCCUGGGGUCUGGGGAUGGAACAGGAUCAGAUCCACGCAGGGCGGUUUCCCUCGGAUGGACCCUGGCCCGGACUCUCGACCCACAGAUCCCCAGGAAGAACAAGGACUGGCCCAUAGGCAGACCUGGGGGAGCUCCCACAUGUCCUGAGCCACAGGGAGCCACACAGAGACUUCCCAGGGUCACGUAGACCCAACGAGACAGGCUUCCAAAUAAAUGGACUCAGAUGGACACUCAAACACUUGAGACAGACCCUUGGAGAGCUGGACCCUCAGACCAGCUCACAGGCGGCCUUGGACAGCGGAAGGGGUUAUGGAGUGAGGCUUCUCAGAGACUCUGGUUCUAGAAGGGGUCUUCACGCUGUAACGUCCCAGCUCCGCAUAGUGGCUGGCAUCUGUUGUGAAUGGUUAUGGGUCCUGUACCAAUGCUCUUCCUAGAUAAAGCUUCAGCUGUGGCCUGGA
Myotis brandtii (Brandt's bat) is the source of this 2645-nucleotide messenger RNA. RefSeq names its product Kruppel-like factor 1 (erythroid) (gene KLF1). Gene Ontology annotation, molecular function: RNA polymerase II cis-regulatory region sequence-specific DNA binding; DNA-binding transcription factor activity, RNA polymerase II-specific. Bases 1631 to 2152 code for a protein of 173 amino acids. The record is from RefSeq and is a predicted model, not a curated record. The transcript has 5 exons. NCBI's taxonomy places the organism in Eukaryota, Metazoa, Chordata, Mammalia, Chiroptera, Vespertilionidae. Gene Ontology annotation, biological process: regulation of transcription by RNA polymerase II.